Messenger RNA from Arabis nemorensis, 522 nucleotides. Lineage: Eukaryota; Viridiplantae; Streptophyta; Magnoliopsida; Brassicales; Brassicaceae. The record is from the annotation of a GenBank genome assembly.
AUGGCGAGAGUUGCUGUGUUGGUUGCGACGGUGGUGCUAGCUUUUCUGACGGCGGCUACGGUGACGGCGAAGAAAUGGACGGUGGGAGAUAACAAGUUCUGGAAUCCAAAUAUCAACUAUACCGUUUGGGCUCAGGACAAACAUUUCUACCUCGACGAUUGGCUCUAUUUUGUGUACGAGAGAAACCAAUACAAUGUUAUAGAAGUGAACGAGACGAAUUACAUAAGUUGCAAUCCCAAUAACCCUAUCGCUAAUUGGAGCCGUGGAUCUGGAAGGGACUUAGUUCAUCUCAAUGUGACCAGACAUUACUAUCUGAUUAGUGGUAAUGGUGGUGGAUGUUACGGUGGUAUGAAGCUAGAUGUUUUAGUUGAGAAAUCGCCUCCUCCUCCAGCUUCAUCCCCUGUCAAGAACAGUGCAAGAAGUUCCUUAACGGUCUCGGGUUUUGCGCAUCAGUUUGUUAUCCCGGUAGCUGUUUUCGCAGCUAUCGGGACAAUGUGGGACAAGGUAUUGAGGUUGUGGUGA